This is a messenger RNA of Psylliodes chrysocephalus, 7210 nucleotides long. NCBI's taxonomy places the organism in Eukaryota, Metazoa, Arthropoda, Insecta, Coleoptera, Chrysomelidae. The record is from the annotation of a GenBank genome assembly.
GAUGUGCUUCACGAGAGAAGUUCGUAGUAAUUUCGUGUUUUUCUCAAGGAUAGCAGUUUUUGUGAUAAUUAUUUUGAUAAAUAUCGCCUUCGGGACACCGGGUUCCCAGACGUGUCCAGAAGAUAUAUCAAACAUAUCUGACUUAAAUGCUUCUGUCACUUGGAUCUCCCGAAAUAUUUCUAAUGAAAUAAUUAUAUCCGUACCACCUUGUACAAACGAAAAUGGCCAUUUGGUAACCAGGAUUUGCGAAAAUGAGUCCUGGAAGCCAGAACGAUUUAAAUGUUCAAAUAUCAGCCAGAUACGAAGAUGUCCCCUAAAUUUUGAAGAAACGUCCAAAACAUGCCAAUUCAUCUCAUCCCCACGUCCAUGGAGCAACAUCUGCACUUUAGAAACCCUAACUGAACCUACAGCAAAUACAACACUAGAAAAUGAAUUCGUUUGGGUCCCUUACAAGCGGUUUUCAAAAUACGGCCCAUAUGAAGCUGUCUCUUGGGGUGAGGAUAGAGGCAAACAUUUUGACAAGGACCUAGUUGCAUCUAUAGCUGAUCCAGAUUUUUUUAACAAAGAAUGCUUAAUUAUAAAUACAACAUCGGAAGAAUAUUUUCCAGAAUUUUGUUUUAAAGAACACAGGCAUGUAUGCGCUUUCAAUAAAAAGGAAGCAAAUGAAAGGUGUCCCAAAAACUGCGUAAGUGCUGAUAUACUAUCAGAACGGUGUUACUGCAAGAAGGAAGGAUUCUAUCCGUCAAAAUUGACAAAAAUAGAAACAAUUUUUGAUCUGACUGUUCUAAAAGAUUUAGUGAAAGGAGAUGAGUGCUAUGUGAGCAGCGAUUUACCCUAUGUUUCAAGCAAACCUCAAGCAUUGAGUGAUAAAGCAUGGUUUUAUACUGAUAAAUCCCUACAGUGUUCUUUAUGUACUGUUAAUAUCCUUAAAACAAUUAGCAAUGAAGAAGUAGAAAUGGUACUAAACUUUGAUGAUAAUCAAAUUAAGCUAUCCCUUACUAUCUAUAAUCCAGAAAGUCUUUUCGAUAAAGCGAGUGAAAAAACUAUUUACUGUUAUACUGAUGCAGCGCAAUAUGAUUUAAAAAAGAGACUCACAGUUGACAUAGUCAUAGAAUAUAGAGCAACUCUAUCAUAUAACGUUUACGAAAUUAACUUGGAAGAUAAGUAUAUCGGCAACUAUUGGUGCGAAGCCUACAAAGAUAUCAAUGAAGAAAAUGUAGUUUACUCCAAUAGAGUUCUAGCUUAUAAAGAAAAAACGGGUAACGAAUUUUCUUUGAGAGUCACUAUUAAGAGUUUUUGUAUACUAUUCCCUUGUUCAUACGAGCAUUCUAUAAAAUACGAUGAAGUAUUCAAAAAAGUAUCUUUAGAUAACUUAAAGUCAGAAAUAAGAGUGAUGGAUAUAAUACAUUUUGACUUCGAAUCAAUAGAUCUGCUGCUCCACAUCACCACUAAUCACAACCAAUCCGUAAUGGAUGAUUUUUACCAACUUAAAAGUGAGCUGGACAAUCUGACCCAGAUUUCAAUGAAUACAUUCACAAGUAGCGAAUAUUGUUUACCCGAAACCGAUGAUAACAAUUUAACCUGGCCUUUGACUCGUAUAGGUCAAGGAGCAGUAGCGAACGAUAUGUGUUUACAGGAAAAUGGUUUACCAGUGGUAAGAAUUUGUGAAGGAAAAUUUUUAUAUGGAGGAGAAUGGGGCAAAAUGUUGGGCGAGUGUCAUCAAGAUGUACAAGUCCCAGAUAGCAGCAAAUACAUAAAAUCUACCUUAAAUCAAAAUAUAAGCCAAGAAAUUGUAUCUAAUGUCACAUCAGUUAUAAAUGCUGAUCCCGAUUUACCCGUGCUAUCAGUUUACAUGGUAUCUAAAUUCAUGGAUAACAUGUAUUCUCAGUUGAAUAACAGUAAAUUUGAUGGAGUAAGCAGUACUUUAGAAAUAACAGAUAGUUUAUUGAACAUUAAUAAACAGUCUUUGAUAUCUGCUCAGGAAUUGUUGAACGUAUCUGAUGACUUAUUAGACUUGGUAGAUAAUAUUCUAACAGAAUCUAAUGUGCAAUCUAAUGUAAUGUUACUACAAAAGAAUAAUUUAAUUAUACAUAUUAGUAAUCCUUUGUUGAGCGGUGUAAGCGGAUUGGUUGUAUAUGAACAAGAAGGAAAGCCAUUAAGGAUAGAAAGUCUAGCUAGAAAUACCACUUUUGAAAGUUUAGAAUCCGAUGUCUUGAUUGCAAUGAUAGUUCCAGAAGAAAUUUUCAAUCACCUAAAUUCUAGUAAUAUAACAAUUAUAACCACACUGUAUUUUAAAGAUUCAUUUUUUGAAAGUAACUAUACCAAGAAGCCGUCUGGUCCUGUAAUAAGUAUUACUAUACCAGAAUUGGGUUGUAACCUACCCAGUACCAUACCGAUUUUAUUUAAAGUGUCCAAUUACACUGACCAACCUGAGUGUGGUUUUUGGGAUUACGGGAAGAAAACUAUGAGGACCAAAGGAAAAUGGUCAACGGUAGGCGGAAACUAUCUGGGCCAAUUUGAAAACAACAGUCUUUACCACAUUUGUUCGUUUUCGCAUCUGACUCAUUUUUCCUUGCUACGGAUAAUGUUACCUAAUGAAAUUAGCCCUGUAGAUGAUCGUAUUAUGGAUUUCAUAUUCUAUUUAGGAGAUGCUAUAACUGUCAUGGGUAUAAGCGGUAUUUUUGCGACAGCCAUUAUGUUCAAGAGAUGGCGCAGAAAGCAGGGAACCAUUAUAUUACUAAAUCUAUCUGUAGCUAUACUUAUAGAAGUACUUCUAAUGCAAGCAACGGAUACCAAAAUACUGUUUGCGCCACAAGGUUGUGGGGUACUAGGAAUUUUUUUGCAUUACAUUAUUAUUUCCAAAUUUUGCUGGAUGCUGGUGUAUUCUUUUUUGCAGUAUAUGAGGUUUGUUAGAGUUUUGUCUGUGUUGCCAGAAUAUAUUGUUCUAAAAUCUGUAAUAUUUGGUUGGGGUUUUGCUAUUAUACCAGUAACUAUCGUAAAUAUUAUAACCAGGAGUGCAUAUACACAAAAGAAAUACAAUUUUUGUUACCCCACAGGGGUUUACCUAUAUCUAGGUACGCUUAUGCCGGUUCUUAUUAUAGUUUGCAUCAACACUUACGUAUUCAUAGCGAUAAUGAGAGAAGUUACUUUUAAAAACGUCGAAUCGCAUGGAAGCAAAGAAAACAUCCAUAAACUGCAGGUACAGCUGGCAAUUUUGUUAUUUUUUGUACUGGGAGUUCCCUGGUUGUUUUUCGUCUUCGCUAAUUUAAUACCAGUAUCUUGGAUUCAGAUUUCUCUAGCCUAUUUCUUUUGCGUAACUUCCAAUAUACAGGGUUUUAUUUUGUUUUUGUUUUAUGUUGUUUUUAAUAAUGAAACUAGAGUAGCUUGGAUGACAUAUAUUGGCAAAAGUAGAUCAAAAUCAUUUUCCAUUAGCACUAAGUUAAGUAGUCGAUCAUAGAAAUAGUAUUUAUCAUUGAAUCAUUUUAUGUUGUAAUACUGGUUAAUUAUCACUAUUAACGGUAUCCCACUCCUUUCACCCACUGCUUUAUUCUCAUUUUAGCAAAGUGUAUUCUCUGCCCGUAAGUUAAGAAAUGUUAAAAACAAUUUGACUGAAAGUUUGAUUUUGGAUCUCCACUGCUUUAAUAUAAAAAUCAAAUUAUCAUAAACAUUCAGAAAUCCCUAUAGAGUUACAGUUUAGAAAAUCUUAUUCUGAUGUAUCUGGCUAUUAGAUAUAUGUUAUCUUUUGGUAAUGGUGAUCAUAAAUCCUAAAUAUUCUCGACAUACUAUGUAUACUGCGAUAGUGGUUUUAUAGCUGAUGUUCCAUAAUAGUUACAUAGUGUUAGUAUAUUCAACCGACAACGGUUUAGCACAGAGAGCUCUCGUUAAUUGAUAAAUUUUGAUAUAGAAACAUGAAACCUUAAAGGGCUUAGUUACCGAGAUACAGGGUCUUAAAAUUUUUAUAUCAAAAUUUAAAAUUUGCCAUAAGCCAAAAAGGCCUUUAAAUAUUUUUUCAAAUAUUGUCAAUACAUGCAGACUUUUGUUCAGAAGCAAAACACCUUUAAUUUUAGCUCCAUAAAAUGUUCUUUACAUUCUCUUUAAUUUGCGGGAUAAGCAUCUGAGCAGUUGAUACGUUUUGCAGGAUUAUUCCUAGGCUUUGUACAUUCAGCUGUCUUGUGAUAACCUAUACUCUUAAGACAGGCAUGUGGUCUGUUGCAGAAUCUAUGUGUGUGUCCAUGUAUCUGGCAUUUUUACACUGUGUUAUGCAUUUAUUAUUUCUUAUUGCCUCUAUUUUAACCUUCUUAAGAUUUAGAUGCUGAAUUUUUUAAAUUUUGUUAAUAUCCUUUGUAUGAUCAAUUACUAGCGUUUACUUCCUUAAUCUUGAAACUACUUUCCUUUAAUUAUUCGGCGAUAUCUCCUGCAGAAGUUGACAGUUGCAAAUUUCUUACCAUUAAUAUAAGGAAUUUAGUAGUUUUGUUCUCGUAUAUGUGCAUUUCGAAGUCAGUCCCAUUUAUUAGAACUAUUAAUUUUUUAUAUUCUUCAUCAGAGCUAACAUCAAUUUUAAUCAGUUAUUCAUGACACUUGUAUUGUUCCAGGUUUUAAUUUCUUAUGAACUACAUUACAGUCGUUUACAUUGCUUAAAAUGACUGGUGGUAGCUUAAUGGCUGUAAGAGUUCUAGUUGUUUUUUUAGGACUUUCUUCUUCUUUCUCAUGUGAUUCUGUAGCUUUACAGUUAUUGUUAUUUUGGGAUUUAGGCAGACUAAUUUUUCUUCAUCAUCUGAAUUAAUUGGACUAAAAUUCGUUGUUUUUUGAUAUUUUAUAUUUUUAUUCAUAUUAACUCUACUUCUCAGUAGUAGAUAUAAAAGGCUAUUUUUUUUUUUUUAAAUACUACAUAAGGGGCGUUUAAUAAUAUUACAAUCUGAUCAAGAGUUGAUCAAUGAGUAAUUUUGUUAUAACCUAACUUAACUACUAGGGUUGCAAUCUUAAAAACUAAAGUUCCACUCUCUAGUAUACCUUAGGGUAUGAUACUAUUACACUAAACUAACGUGUAACACUAAACCGCACAAUGCUUUGCUUUGAUGUAUUUUUAUUCAUAUUUACUCUACGUCUCAGUAGUAGAUAUACGGUGCUAAAUAAGAAAAUUUAAACUUUGUGUAAAAUUUGUUUUUUAUAUCUGAAUGAUGUCUCACUUAAAUUCAAAAUUUGACUCUGAAUAAAUCAUCACCAAAUACUUCUCAAAAUGUAAAACUAUACGGGUAGUUUGACUAAAAUAUAUUUUUUUGCAAAUAAACUUUUUGUUUCACAACAUAAUCUCUUUUUUGCUCAAUACAUUUAGUCCAGUGUUUUUGCAAUUUUGUUAUUCCCUCCAAAUAAUAGAUUUUCUCAGGGCCAUUAAACUAGAUGUUUGUUUUAGUGAUGCCAUCUUCCUUCGACCCAAAUCUCUUACCACCCAGCCAUUCUUACAGGUUUGGAAAUAGAAAAUAGUCUCAGGGGUCUAAAUCUGGAGAAUAUGCUGGAUAAUAUAGCAGUUCAUAGCUUAAUUUGUGAAUUUUUGCCAUUGUUACUACACAUGUGCGCACUCGUGCAUUGUCUUGAUGGAUCAGUACUUUUUUCGCCAAAUGUGCUUGUGGUCUGCUUCAAAUCAGUAUCGUAUCUGUCCAGAAGCUCUGAAUAGUAUUCGCCGUUGAUAUUUUCACCCUUUUCAAGGUAAUCAAUGUAAAUGAAAAUGCGUGCAUACAAAAAAAUUGAACCAUGACCUUAUUGGCUAAUAGACCCACCUUUGACCAUUUUUGGUGUACGUUUACCCGAAAAAACCAACUAUGUUGAUUAUUUCUUGGUCUCUGGUGCGGUAUGAAUCCAUGUUUCAUCUACGGUAACGAAACGAUGCAAAAACUCGUUCGAAUUUCGGUUGAAUAUCGCCAAACACUUCUUUGAAGUGGCCACACAGUUGCGCUUCCAUCGCGCGGAUAGCUUUCUCAUAUCUAGUCAUGUAAAAUAUGAUGUGUCCACUCAGGUGAGAUGCCUUUAGCCUCAACAACCAUCUCACGCACCCUUAUUCUCCGAUCUUCCAAUAUCAUUUCAUGGAUUUUAUCGACGAUUGCUGGCGUGUCGACCUCUUUUGGGCGACCUGAAUGGUCGGGAUCACUUGAGCUGGUACGACCACAAUGGAACUCAGUACAUCACUACUUAACCAUUGAAAUUAAUGGUGCAGAGGUCACAGUAUUUAUCAAGCAUUUCCUUGGUUUCGUUGAUGAUUUUUUUUAAGCGAAAAAUAAUGCUUAAUCAGCACACGAAAUUACAUUUUUAAAAUUUUCGUUAAAAUUUACGAAAUUAUCUGCUUUUAAUUGCCGUCAAAUACAAACUGAAUAGCGCAGCUUGCUCAAAAUUGUACAGUAAUCUACUAAUAAAUGGCAGUUGAGGAUGGCGGUGUGGCAUUUAAAGAGACUGCGCGGGAAAUUCAAAACGUCACUGACAUAUCUCGUAUAUUCAAUUUAAAAAGAAAAGUCAAAUAAAAUGAUUAUAAUUUGUUGGGAAAUACUGUAUAGUUGAAUAUGUUUUUACAUGAUAGCUUUAAAUCCCUGUUAUACCCAAUUUUUUUUAUUGUGUACCCAACUAUUAUCGACGGCCACCUAUGAAAGACUGCGACACUGUUAUAGGACCCUGUAUAUAUGGGUUUCCUUUAUUAAUUAAAAUUUUAAUCAGAUUUUUGUCGUAUUUAGUUUAAGAAGUAUUAUUUUAUUUUUAGCCUUUAGUUAUUUUUUAGACAUUUCUUUCUAUUGCUUUAGUUUAGAGGAAGAUUUGUCCUCCAUUGUUUUAGUAGUAUCUUUAUUGAUUUCCUCAUUUCUUAUUCUAGAUCUUUUGUUGCAUAUUCUUCUUUUUUCUUUCCCAAUAAUAGAGUAUUAGCUCGCUCCACUAUAUUAUUUAAACUUUAGAAAUUUAUUGUAAGCAGGUGAUAAAUUUAACAUUAAUUAUAAUAUUGUUUAAACUUCAUGGUAAAAUAAAGUACUACAUAAAUCGAAAACAAUUGAUUUUUCAACUUGAUACAGGACUGACAGCAUUCUCAAAAUAGCAAAAAUUAAUGAAUUGCUGGAUGGGCAAAAAUGUACCAAAGCUGCAAAUUUAAUAUAAUUUUUAUUUCAAUAUUUAAGAUCUGGAGCUGAAUUUGCAGCCACUUAUAAUUCUAGUAAAGUAAUUAAUUGUAUUAAUUAACAAU